CGGGCGGGGGGGCCGGCGAGCGCAGGGGCCUCGGGCACGCGCGCGCGCUCUCGCUUCCCUCUCUGCCCCCCCUCUCGCACACACACAUCCACACACGCACACCCCCUCCCCUGUCGCCCGCCCCGCGCGCCGCCCGCCCCUCCGGCCCCGCUCGCCCUCGCGCGCUCGGAAGGGAGUCGCGAGACGUCGGAGCGGCGGCCACGUAGCGCUGCGGCGGCGGCGGCGGCGGCGGCAGCCGAGGCCGGGUCUGAGGAGCGGCCCUGAGCGCAGACGUUGGGCAGGGGGGAGGGGCCGGCCCCGCCGGCGGUGGUUACUCGAGCGCCGCGGCUACAGGCCCCCCGCCGCAGGGAUGGACCGCCGAGGCGGCGGUCGAGGCGGCGGAGGCGGAGGCGGCCGGCCCGGAUAAGAUGCUCCAAGUUCCUUGCAGCUCUCUUCAGAAGAAAAUCACCUGUGCUCUGCUCUUGCCAUAAUACCAAACCUUUUUGCUUAUGUUUUGGUGCUGUGACACUGGAAGAAUUGCAUACAGUUUCCAGGAAUAUCUUUUUUUCAUUUAAGUAAUUCUCUGUGGAUGGAGAAAGAUUUGAGUCCUAAUUAUUACCUUGUUUUAAAGUUAAUUCUCUGUAAUCUGAACUGCUUAAUAAAUUGGGCCACUUACCAAUGAGCCACACAGCCAGUUCUUGUCAGGAACUGGUUGAAAACUGUGCUGUGCAUGUAGCAGGGAUGGCACAAGAAGAUAGCCGCCGUGGUCAAGUGCCAUCUACUUUUUAUCAUGGUGCCAACCAAGAACUUGACCUGUCCACCAAAGUGUACAAAAGGGAAUCAGGAAGUCCUUAUUCUGUGUUAGUGGACACCAAGAUGAGCAAACCGCAUCUCCAUGAGACGGAGGAACAGCCAUAUUUCAGGGAGACAAGAGCAGUGUCUGACGUGCACGCUGUCAAAGAAGACCGGGAGAAUUCUGAUGACUCGGAAGAGGAGGAGGAGGAGGAGGAAGUCUCUUACAAAAGGGAGCAGAUCAUAGUGGAGGUAAACCUUAAUAAUCAAACAUUAAAUGUAUCUAAAGGGGAAAAGGGUGUCUCUUCUCAGUCCAAAGAGACUCCUGUUCUUAAGACGAGCAGUGAGGAGGAAGAGGAAGAGAGUGAGGAAGAGGCCACAGAUGACAGCAACGACUACGGAGAGAACGAAAGGCAGAAGAAAAAGGAGAAGAUAGUGGAGAAAGUCAAUGUUACACAAAGGCGAACACGGAGAGCUGCCUCUGUUGCCGCAGCUACCACUUCCCCUACUCCCAGAGCUACGAGAGGGCGUAGGAAGAGUGUAGAGCCACCUAAGCGUAAGAAGCGGGCCACAAAGGAGCCCAAAGCACCAGUCCAGAAAGCUAAGUGUGAAGAGAAAGAGACUCUGACCUGUGAGAAGUGCCCCAGGGUGUUUAAUACUCGCUGGUACCUGGAGAAGCACAUGAACGUUACUCACAGGCGCAUGCAGAUCUGUGAUAAAUGUGGCAAGAAGUUUGUCCUGGAAAGUGAGCUGUCCCUUCACCAGCAAACAGACUGUGAAAAAAACAUUCAGUGUGUUUCCUGUAACAAAUCAUUCAAGAAACUCUGGUCGCUUCAUGAACAUAUCAAGAUUGUCCACGGAUAUGCAGAAAAGAAAUUUUCCUGUGAAAUUUGUGAGAAGAAAUUUUAUACUAUGGCUCACGUGCGGAAACACAUGGUUGCACACACGAAAGACAUGCCAUUUACAUGUGAAACCUGUGGAAAGUCUUUUAAACGCAGUAUGUCACUCAAGGUGCACUCCUUGCAACAUUCUGGAGAGAAGCCCUUCAGAUGUGAGAACUGUGACGAAAGGUUUCAGUACAAGUACCAGCUACGUUCCCACAUGAGCAUCCACAUUGGGCACAAACAGUUCAUGUGCCAGUGGUGUGGCAAGGAUUUCAACAUGAAGCAGUACUUCGACGAACACAUGAAAACACACACUGGAGAGAAGCCCUUUAUCUGUGAAAUCUGUGGCAAAAGCUUCACCAGCCGCCCCAACAUGAAGAGGCACCGCAGAACUCACACAGGCGAAAAGCCCUACCCAUGUGAUGUGUGUGGGCAGCGGUUCCGCUUCUCCAAUAUGCUCAAGGCCCACAAGGAGAAGUGCUUUCGGGUGACCAGUCCGGUGAAUGUGCCGCCUGCCGUCCAGAUCCCACUCACGACUACCCCAGCCACCCCAGUUCCUUCUGUAGUGAACACACCCACCACCCCGGCUCCUCCCGUCAGUAUGAACCCUGUAAGCACUCUCCCGCCUCGGCCCAUCCCUCACCCCUUCUCGCACCUGCACAUCCACCCGCACCCUCAUCAUCCGCACCACCUUCCUAUCCCUCCGGUCCCUCACCUGCCCCCGCCACCAGCUCUCUUCAAGAGUGAGCCUUUAAAUCACAGAGGCCAGAGUGAGGACACGUUUCUGCGGCACCUGGCAGAGAAGAACAGUUCAGCACCACAUCAUUAACAUCCAUCUCCUUAAGUGUGUUCCCACGGUGAGUCGGUGGAGCAUUUCUGCAGUUCUCAGGCUCUCCUCAGCUCCCUCAGGGGCUUUGCCAUUGUCGGGGUGAAUCAGUAGACCCAAGGGAGUGAACCAGAAGAAGACCUUGAGCUCACAAGGAAACUCAUCUAAACCAGGGAACCACUGAACUAAAGCCCAAUUUGCUUGCAUUUUCUGAUGGAUUUUAUAAAUUUCAAAUACUCAGACUUGUGGGAUUUUUAAAUUUCAUAUCAGCUGAUGAGGUAUGCUUGCUUUUAUAUCCUGGACUUCUCCUCAAAGAGGGGAUAGGCCUGGUCUCCUUUGUACUAAUCGGGAAGGCUGUGAGAUUAAUCCAGAGCAUUAAUUGUAUCACUGUGUAUUGUAAUGAAUUCUUUUCAGCUUUUGGUGCUGGCUACAGAGUUAAGCUGGCCACGUUUCACAGUAUAUCAAGCAUUAUAGAGAAAGAUGGAAAUUUUCUUCUUUGUGUAGCUCUCCUAACGCACUCUUUAUUUUACUACAGAAAUUAUUUUAGAGGUUUUGUAUAGACUUCUUUAGUAGUCUGUUUCUAAAAUGAAAUGUAUUUCAAUAAGCGGUGUAAUUUUUUCUGUGUAGCUGAACCUAUGUUGUAAAAUAGAAAAAAAUUUUUAUAAUCAUCAAAAUGUGAUUCUUAAAGAUACAUAUAACUUCUAUAAUUCAAAGUUAUUCUUACAUCCGUACAACUCAAAGGUGCUUCCGAGACUAGAUGUGUCUGCGAGGGUCGCCAGACCAGGUUCCUGCAAAAACAAGGUUUUGCUUUCAGAAUGUGGUGUAAGUUCUUGGUAGUUUUCAAAUCUCUGCUUCACUCUCAGAUGUCCAUCAGCCUCACUGAUACGCUCCUCUCCUCGGUUUUCCUUUGGGCUCCACUUGUGCGUUGAAUGGAUGAUUUACAGGGGUAGCGCCUUUUCCAGGCUUGCCUGGCUUGAAGAGUCUGAGUGAAGUUGUUCACUGUUAUUUGAAGGAAGUAGAGAUUAUUUCCUUUUCGUCAUGUUUGUUUCUUACUUUCCUUAGGAACUGUGUUCACAUUUAACUCUUCUGGGAAGACAAAUUAGAGUCUGUGUUUUUGAGGUUGCUUUAUUUUUCUAGAAUUGUUAGGAGAAUCUAAAAUAGUAAACCAAAAUCAGAAACUUGUUGCUGAUAGUGGCUGAGAAAUUUGGAUGAGAAGACAAAUUGGUUGAGUUUUUAAAUGUCUAUUAUACACGAAAUGUGAAUAUGCCCACAACUUUGAGCUAUUUUAACAUAGUUUAAAUUGUAGUGAGGGAAUAUUCCUAGGUUUUGCUGCCCCAUCCUCUGCAGGUAAUUAUUUAACACCAGCACCCUUAGGUGAGGAAGAGAGCAGCACCUCUCUCUCAUACCUCUAGGUGGCUUCCUUUUUCAAGUUUGGGAGUCUUCCAAUGGGCACCUUCAACCAGAGCUGAUUCCCAGGAGGGGAAGGUUGAACAGAAGGGCUGACACAAUGAUUCCAUUGAACUAACUACAGUUAUCUAGACUCACUAAUAGCUACAAAUUUAUUUCUUCAUCUCAGACAACUGAGUCCCCCACGCACCCCCUCCUUUUUUUUUUUUUUCCGUGAUGCUGGGGAUUAGAACCCAGGGCCCUGUGCAUGUGAGGCAAGCACUCUACCAACUGAGCUAUAUCCCCAGCGCCCCCCCUUCAUUUUUAAAUCUCGAAAUUCCUUCAUUUCUCUUUCCUCGGGCUCUUAAAUCAUUGCCUGAAUCAGAACCCUUAUAUUUAUUUUUUAUUUUAUAUGAAAUGUGCAGAUAUGUGUCAAGCACUUUUCUGACUGAUUAGCUCAGUAGCAGGGAUGAAUGGAACUCUCAACUGAGACCUAACUGAGCUUAGGUCUCAAAUAGACCACUCUCUAUUAGCUUUUUGGUUUAAUGUUUCCAAUUUUUUUCCUUCUGAUUUUGCCUUUGUCUUCUAUAAUGCAUAGGAAAAUUUUGCAGUGAGACAGAAAAGUAUCAUAAGACAUAUUUUUCUUCCUGUUUUUGGAUGUAAGUUUUAAAGAAUGGUAUUUUUAAUAUUUGUAUACAUUCUUCAAGCCCCCAGGUACCCAAGCUGAGAAGGAAUUUUUGUUCCUUGCUUUUGACUGUUAUGACUUUAGUGACUGUCUCCCCUGACCUCCACAGUCUCCUCUGCAUUCCAUGACAGGUUUGUAAAUUCACACUUUUAUGUAGACUUAUCAUUAUUUCAUGGUUGAGCCUGUAAUAUUAAAAUACUUUUUAAAAAGAUGUAAAUUGUAGCUUAGUUAAUUGGUUAGAACUUAUUUUGUUCUAAAUAAAUGUAUAGUAUCAGGCAGCAAUUCUGAACUCUAGACUCGAGACCAUCGAAUCAACUAUUUCAUGAGGUGUUCUAUAAUUAUACACUGGAAAAUUCAGGUAGUCAUCUUUGGUUUUUCAUUCAAGUAACUAUAGCCAUAAGAAAAUAUCUACUACACAGAAAAACAAUAGUAAGCAAAUAGCCACCACUAUCCUUAACAGAAAAAAAAAAUAUUAAAAAAAAAAAAGAAUAAGCAUUGUCACACAGUAUAAUUUUAGUGAAAUGUAUUGUGGAACAAUUUAGAAACUUGCAAUUUUUUUUCCCCUGGAUAGGUAUAUCUUCUCUGAUUUGGGAUUUGUGGUCUUCAGGAAAUCUGCUCAGAAUAUGACUCCUCAUCAGUGUCAUGUUAUACAUGAAUAAUGAAAUGCAUUACGAAUAGUCAUAACAUUAAUGCUUCUGAAUAUAAGAACUAUAGGAUUAAGCCUUAAACAUGUAUGUGCAUCAGGUUUAACAUGCUGAAGACUCAAACUCAGGGUUGAAAAUUUGGUUGGGGUCCUCUACCAAAAUAAAAGUUGUAUUAUGUGGUAUGUUCUUUCCCACAUAUUCUAUAGCACCCCAUGAAUACUUCAAAGCCUAUGACUUCUGCAUUAUCUGUUUUUGAAAAAAAAAAAAGAACUCUGGAGGAGUUUGAGUCCUCAACCCUUGUCUGUACUUAUAUCUCAAAGACAAUAAAGGUCACAUUUCAGCAUUAUAUAGAUAAAAAUUGAGGCUGCCUCUCAUUACUUAAUCUUAUACUGUCCUCAAAGGCUUGUAUCAUUGCAAGGGUGACUUAUUUGAGGAAAAUUUCCCAAGGAUUUCCUUGAGUCGGCAUUGCAUUUUUGGUGGUUGGUGAGUUGGUUUUUGCAUUUUUCUAUUCUUUUCUCAUAGAUUUAUCAUUCAAGUUUAAACUCUUCUUUAGCCCUAAUAAAAGGUUCCUGUUUUCUCAAAUUGAGUCAGGUAGGCUUAUACUGAGGUAGGUUUUGAAAUUUGAAUGAAGAAAAAAGGAACGAAUAGUUUAAAGGCAUGUGGCCUCCUUUCUACAUAUCUGUACAAACUGAUUCUUAUUUUUAGCAAAUGGGAAGGUCUCUGAAUAAAACUUUACUAUAGUUCAAAGAAACCUGUGCAGAUCACCCCCACAUACUUUUGUAGUCUACCUUUUACACUUAACUAUUCUAAAUUAAUGACAUGGACAUUUCCAAACUUUUGUGCCAUCUUUUUUUUUUUUUAGAAACUACACUUAUUGGAAGUACCUUUUCAUUAUGGUUGGAAUUCUGUCCCUGUAAUUUGAUUGUCCCUAGCACACUAACUGAAGGCAAAAUGCUUUGAAGAGGAACUUAAAAACUUUUCAUUUUUUACUUCUUGAAAUUUUUUUUUUUAGUUUUUAUUUUUGUUGAAUGGAUAUGUGUGUUUAGUUUCAUUUUUAUUUCACUGAAAAUUUUAAAUUUUGAGAAUCUGGGAUGAAGAAAUUCAUUGCAGAUAUACAGGUAAAUUUAUCUUGCAAAUUUUAGUAAAACACACUAUGGAAGGUGGGUUUUUAUGUUAAAAAAAAAAAAAAAGCAACUAAAAACAAGUUAGAUAAACACUU
Molecule: messenger RNA, 6415 nt
Organism: Sciurus carolinensis (gray squirrel)
Lineage: Eukaryota; Metazoa; Chordata; Mammalia; Rodentia; Sciuridae
Gene: Znf652
Product: zinc finger protein 652
Exons: 6
Coding region: 658-2484 (608 amino acids)
Biological process (GO): regulation of transcription by RNA polymerase II
Cellular component (GO): nucleus
Molecular function (GO): RNA polymerase II cis-regulatory region sequence-specific DNA binding; DNA-binding transcription activator activity, RNA polymerase II-specific
Source: RefSeq, a predicted model, not a curated record